Molecule: messenger RNA, 621 nt
Organism: Amoebophrya sp. A25
Lineage: Eukaryota; Dinophyceae; Syndiniales; Amoebophryaceae
Source: the annotation of a GenBank genome assembly
AUGACAACAACUGUGAUGAAGCAAGGCACUUCGGUGAGAAGCACUGGGACGUCGAGCAGUAGAGGACAUGUUAACAAGCAAAUGAAACAAGGCAAUUCAAGAAAUAAUUGGGUUGUGGACUUGUUGCGGUCCCAGGUUGCAGAAGAUUUUCAUGUUGCUCUGACGACUCGCAUACUGUUUGUUUACAACAUGAUCGUAAGCGUGCAGCAGCUGGUUGUGAUUCUGGGACCGGCUUCUAGCAUGGGAGUGGUUAGUGCAAGAACUGGUGGAUUUUCUUUUUCCUCCGUACCCUACGGCAUCACGGCGGCACUAUUGUGGAGAGUUAGUCAACACCGAGUCAGGCUUGCAGCGUCCGACGAAGACGAAGAGUGACUGUUAGAAGUUUCGAAGUGCAAAAAGAAUAGCUUUUGCAGUGUCGUAGUGAGCACUAGUAGUGCACCCCUAGAAGUAUUGCAAGAACGACAAAUUACUAUGGAGGAGUUUCUUCAGUAACCGCAAUUCAAAAUUUGACACCGAAAUGCUUGAAGUUGAUGAACGAAAACUACAACUACAACAAGAACUUUUUUCACCCGUCCUCGAAGAUUUACAGGACAUGCAAAUACAAGUCGACGACCUCUCUAU